Balaenoptera ricei (Rice's whale) is the source of this 2355-nucleotide messenger RNA. RefSeq names its product EYA transcriptional coactivator and phosphatase 2 (gene EYA2). Lineage: Eukaryota; Metazoa; Chordata; Mammalia; Artiodactyla; Balaenopteridae. Gene Ontology annotation, biological process: cell differentiation; positive regulation of DNA repair; negative regulation of extrinsic apoptotic signaling pathway in absence of ligand. The record is from RefSeq and is a predicted model, not a curated record. The coding region runs from base 71 to 1684 and encodes 537 amino acids. Gene Ontology annotation, molecular function: protein tyrosine phosphatase activity. The transcript is spliced from 16 exons. Gene Ontology annotation, cellular component: nucleus.
CCCGCGCCCGCCCGGCCGCCGGCACCGCACCGCGCCGGGGCGCCCUCUCCACUGCGCGCGGUACAAGGAAAUGCUAGAACUAGUGAUCUCUCCCAGCCUUACUGUAAACAGCGAUCGUCCGGGUAAACUGAAGGUUAACUGUGCCGACGCUGAUGUCUGGACUCUGAGUGACAUAGAAGGCAUCACCACAUCGGCUCUGAGUGUGUCCCAGCUCUUUGCAAGACCUUGCCCACGUGUCCUGCCCAGCCAGCAUCCCACGGCCAUGGCAGCCUACGGCCAGACUCAGUACAGUGCGGGGAUCCAGCAGGCCACCCCCUACACAGCUUACCCACCUCCAGCACAAGCCUAUGGAAUCCCUUCUUACAGCAUCAAGACAGAAGACAGCUUGAACCAUUCCCCUGGCCAGAGUGGAUUCCUCAGCUAUGGCUCCAGCUUCAGCACCGCCCCCACUGGACAGAGCCCGUACACCUACCAGAUGCACGGCACAGCAGGGAUCUAUCAAGGAGCAAAUGGACUGACCAAUGCAGCUGGCUUUGGAACUGUGCACCAGGACUAUCCUUCCUACCCCGGCUUCCCACAGAGCCAGUACUCCCAGUAUUACAGCUCGUCCUACAGCCCUCCUUACGUCCCGGCCGGCAGCAUCUGCUCCUCUCCCCUCUCCACAUCCACCUACGUCCUGCAGGAGGAACCUCACAACGUCCCCAGCCAGAGUUCUGAGUCGCUUGGCGGUGAACAUAACACGCACAAUGGACCUUCCACGCCAGCAAAAGAGGGAGACACAGACAGGCCGCACCGGGCCUCCGACGGGAAGCUCCGAGGCCGGUCGAAGCGGAGCAGUGACCCCUCCCCAGCAGGGGACAGUGAGAUUGAGCGUGUGUUCGUGUGGGACUUGGAUGAGACAAUAAUUAUUUUUCACUCCUUACUCACGGGGACUUUUGCCUCCAGAUACGGGAAGGACACCACGGCGUCCGUGCGCAUCGGCCUCAUGAUGGAAGAAAUGAUCUUCAACCUCGCAGAUACACAUCUGUUCUUCAAUGACCUGGAGGACUGUGACCAGAUCCACGUGGACGAUGUCUCAUCCGAUGACAAUGGGCAAGAUUUAAGCACCUACAACUUCUCCGCUGAUGGCUUCCAUAGUUCGGCCCCGGGGGCCAACUUGUGCCUGGGCUCUGGCGUGCACGGCGGCGUGGACUGGAUGAGGAAGCUGGCCUUCCGCUACCGGCGAGUGAAGGAGACGUACAACACCUACAAGAACAACGUCGGCGGCUUGAUAGGAGCUCCCAAAAGAGAGACCUGGCUACAGCUCAGAGCCGAGCUGGAAGCUCUGACGGACCUCUGGCUGACCCACUCCCUGAAGGCACUAAACCUCAUCAAUUCCCGGCCCAAUUGUGUCAACGUGCUGGUCACCACCACUCAACUAAUUCCUGCCCUGGCCAAAGUCCUGCUGUACGGACUGGGCUCCGUGUUUCCUAUUGAGAACAUCUACAGUGCAACCAAGACAGGGAAGGAGAGCUGCUUUGAGAGGAUAAUGCAGAGAUUCGGCAGAAAAGCCGUCUACAUCGUGAUUGGCGAUGGCGUGGAAGAGGAGCAGGGGGCGAAAAAGCACAACAUGCCUUUCUGGCGGAUAUCCUGCCACGCGGACUUGGAGGCGCUGAGGCACGCCCUGGAGCUGGAGUAUUUAUAGCAGAACCCGCAGCCUCGCCACCUGCCAUCAGAGAGGCAGCCCACCCGCCCAGGCCCCCGGUUUUCCCCACCUCCCCUGCCAGAUGCUAGACACCAGGCAGGGUCCCUCCCGCCAAGAGGACGUGUCCGGUGACCAUCUCAGAAGCUGUCCUUUCAGUUCCAACGCGGGUCCAGAGAAACACAGUACCCAGCAGUGGCUUUGGAAUAUUUAACUUUGGGAAAAAGGGCUGGCUCUGAGUCCAGACUUUUCUGCAAGGCUCACAAGCAAGGAAUUCCUGAUUCGGGGGAGGGCUGGUGAUGAGGAGGGGACAGGCUCUUUUUUUUCUCCACUUUAAUUUAUGGACUAAUCUCAUUACUCUGGUAUUACGCUCUUGUACCUGUGUUGUUGGUUUUUGUUUUCUCAGCUGGCAUGUGGCGCAGUGCACAGCUCUAAUUUAAGCCUCUCUGCUCUGAGUUGUGCUUUGAGGGGACAAUCAUUCUUUGAACAGAGGGAGGCGAUUCGGGGCUGUGGGGGAGACUAUUGCUUAUUUUUGUUUUUAAGAACGUAACCUGAUGUCAUGUGGACAGUGCACGUGCCUUAUGCUGCCAUCUUGUUUUCUAGGAAGAGGGGACCCUGGGGAGGAGGCAGUACUUUGUGACGGAAAAAGGCAUUAAAUAAAACCACGUUUACAU